AGCCAUCUUGUCAAGAAUAAGGGAGGUAGGACGGAGCUGUUUCAAAUUUCAGUUCCCCCGAAGUGUAAAAUUGAAACGACUCUCUUUUUGAAUUUUGUCAUACUCGUAUUUUUAAAACGUACUGCAUUUCGGAAAUUACAAGUACAAGUAGAGUCUAAAGAGGAUACUUGUUUCGUGGGAUGUCUUACAUACUUGUCCUAACGUAGGGGGGAGUGUUGAAGCUAGAGCUAACCUAGCCAGCUAGCUGGUUUGGCUAGCCAGCUUUGAGUGAAGCCUGAGGGGUACGGGCCCGCCUCCGCCUAAAGUAGCGCCGGCAGCUGGGGAGCUGUAUCUUGCAGCGGUGGGUUGAGAACUAUAGAACCGGUAUAUUCAGUGGACAGGCCAGUUUGGAUUUAUCAUUAAAUUGGAUUUAUUAACUAAAAGUUGUUGGCAUCAGCCAAAUUGCUGAACUUCUGAGGAAUCAAGCUUCGUUUUGGACUCGUAAAAUGCAACAGGAGACAAGAGGAAGACGGGUGACACAAACUCAUCUUGAUUAUAGUUAGUGAUCGUGCUAGCUAUACAUUUUAGGAUAUAUGUAUAUCUUCUGUUUCAGACCUCUAGGUAUUUAACAGCUUAUAUCAUCUCCCCUUGCUUAAAUCGGGAGUAUUCAGACCAGUGUUGUAUACAAAGGUUCUCAAAAUGUCUAAAAUGCCAGCCAAAAAGAAGAGCUGCUUUCAGAUCACAAGUGUGACACAGGCUCAGGUGGCAGCCAGCAGUGUUGCGGACGACACUGAGAGUCUGGAUGACCCAGACGAAUCCCAGACCGAAGACGUCUCGUCAGAACUUUUCGAAGUGUCCAGGGUCGAGUAUGAGACCGUAUGCGACAGAAUUUCGUCAGAGGAAACCCAAAACAAUAUUGGAGGGUUAGAAACAACAGGCAUUGUGGCACCAUCGUAUACACCUCAAGUUGGACAGUUAUCUGCUAUGUCUGGACCUACAAACGAGGGUUUUCGGAAAGCAGGAGUGAUAGGCUCAACUCACACAAGCCAGCAAGCCAUGGUAACAGGUUCAGUUACCAGUCCUCCUCUUAUCACACUGCCUGGGGUUAUGCAACAACAGCCUAUCCCACCAGUAAGUGGAGGAACUACCAAUAUGUCAGUAUGCACGUCCCAGCCAGUGGUGAGUAGUUCAACACCUUCUACUACAAACUCUACAGCAAGUUGCAGUUCACGCUUCAGGGUUAUCAAACUUGAUCAUGGUACUGGAGAGCCCUUCAAAAGGGGCAGGUGGACUUGUAUGGAGUUCUUCGAGAAAGACUCAGAAGGCUCUGUGAUCAACAGAUCAGUAGAUAGUAUCAGACAUGCCAACAUCCCAGACCCCGGCACAGACAGGGACAGUGGUCUGGGUGUGACAGGUGGUUCGAUGGUUGCCCCAGCGACACACUCGGGCCAGGGCCUAGGCUCCAUGACCGAUGCUUCAGUGUCUGCCUCUUACACACACUCAGCAGAGACACUGCAGCAACAGCAACUUCACCAUCACAACUACAGUGUUGCGCAACAGGCUGGCAGGGGAGCGGCCACACAGAGCACUUUCUCCAACAACAAGUCGAUGACUGCACCAGCCAUGCAACCAUCGGUAGGACAUGUUACAAGCGCUGCCUCCCAGAAUUUGGUUCCAAUUGGGCACAGCAGCCAGUCUCCUAGUAUUCCCUCUGCAGCCCAGACUCAGACACUAGUCUACCCACCCCAGCAGCAGCCCAUGCUACAGCAGAUUCCCCUGGGACACCACCUGUCCAACCAGUCCUCAGGUCUUCCUCAGAACCAGGCAGACUAUUACCAACAACACCAGGCUGCAACCAUGCAGCCAGUGGCCUUGGCUGGUCAGACCCUACCGAUAGCAAGCCACUCUGUGGGACAGUCUCUGGGCCAGGGCCCCUCGCCAGUCGUGACUCCUUCAGUUGGCGGGGCUUCCAUGCUGGGGCAGGAAGGAGAGAUGCUGACUGCAGGAGGGAGCUCCUUACCUGUCAGUCAGCCAGCUUCAACUCUGUUGCAGCACACAGUAUUGGGAGGUGCUGGCAGCUCCUUGCUGGGUAUGGUGCCUACCUUGCAACAGCAGGCAGUGGGUCCUUAUGCCUCAUCCGGGCAUCUUCUCAACCUCUACCCAGCUCCCCCCGGCGCCCAGAAUGUGCCUGCUGUUGGCGUGGGAACCAGUGUGCCCCCUGCCCUGCUCAGUGCCUCCAGCGCAGCCUCCGCCUCGCCAAACCCAUCCUCCUCUGUCUUGCCUCCUGGUCAACAGACUCAGAUUCCCCCCAAUGGUGCAGGGACUCUUGGGAACACAAGUGGGGCCCAGGGCCUCUCGUCUGUAGGAAUUGGACAGGUGGAGGGGAGCAGGGGUAAGGUGGAGGGCCUGGCCAGCCAGCCUCCCAGCCUCUCUGGGAAAGACCUGAUGAAGCCUCUGAUGCCUGAGAACCUGCAGCUGACCAGCCCAUCUGUCAACAGCCUGUUUGGAAUUACCAUACCUGUGGACGGAGAUGAUGACAGGAACCCCUCCAUGGCUUUCUACCAGGCCUUCCAGUCUGGCCACAGGCUGCAAGACUCUAAGGUCCACAUUGAUAGUGCCUCUGGAGCCAGUGUUGUUGCCAUUGAUAACAAGAUUGAACAGGCAAUGGACUUGGUAAAAAGCCAUCUAAUGUAUGCGGUGCGUGAGGAGGUGGAGGUUCUGAAGGAGCAGAUCAAGGAGCUGUUUGAGAGGAACUCUGUACUGGAGAGGGAGAAUGCUGUGUUGAAAUCAUUGGCAAACAACGACCAGCUGUCACAGCUCUCCGUCCCAGCAGCCUCAAACUCUACGAGUGCUCCUCCCCAGCAAGGGGCCGGACAACUUAAUGUCUCUGCCCCAUUACAAUCACAGCCUCAAGUUCAACACCAGGCCCAGCCCCAGCAACACCAGGCCCAGCCCCAGCAACACCAGGCCCAGCCCCAGCAACACCAGGCCCAGCGCCUUCCCAGUGUUAAUGCAAUCAUCCAGAGAGUGAGAGGGAGAGGUGGGAUCUUACAAGUGGCACCUUGCUGGAUCUUGGACUAG
Hypomesus transpacificus is the source of this 3060-nucleotide messenger RNA. Its product is annotated as TSC22 domain family protein 2-like. Bases 679 to 3060 code for a protein of 793 amino acids. Gene Ontology annotation, biological process: regulation of transcription by RNA polymerase II. The transcript is spliced from 5 exons. Lineage: Eukaryota; Metazoa; Chordata; Actinopteri; Osmeriformes; Osmeridae. The record is from RefSeq and is a predicted model, not a curated record.